GAGCCGAAAUAUUCUCUUAUACUCGAAAACCCAAUCUUCACAUUCUCGUACAAUCAUCAUCUACACCCAAAAAGAAAAAGGAAAAAAAAAUCAAUGGCUGAGGAGUUUCAUCUUCCUCUAAACCUCACCGAACCAGACCAAACUCCGACCGAAGAAGAUUUCGAAGCAGACACUACAUUAAUUGACGACGAAUACCUCCGUUACCUCCACUACUUGGAUUCACGGAGCAAUCAUGGAGUCAACACGUUUGGAUCUUACGAUGAAAUCUUUGGUCUAGUUCUCGGUAAUUCAUCCUCUUGUACGCGGUGGCUUAACGCAGGGGAGGAACUUCCGGUGGUGGAGUUUACGGCUGAGGAAAUGAUGGAGAGAGGUUUAGUGGUUUGUGCUAUAUGUAGAGAGGAGCUUGCUGCUAAUGAGAGGCUCUCAGAGCUUCCUUGUCGGCAUUAUUACCAUAAAGAGUGUAUCUCGAAUUGGUUGAGUAAUCGGAACACUUGUCCGCUUUGUCGUCAUAACGUGGAAUUACCCAACCACGGUUGAGAUUGUGCAUGUAGUAUUUUCUUAUUGUUCCGACCAAACUGUAUCCGGAGCCUAAGAGUUUUAUUUUUGGUAAAUAUUAUUGUUAAUUAGUAACUACUGUAUCUAGGUUUUGUUUUCUUGAAUAUGUGUAUAGGUUCCUUGUCAAUUAUAGUCUAUCUUUUGCAUAGGUUUCUUCAAUCUAUAUGUCACCACUAUUAGAUUACUCAAUUCUUAUAUUGUCUUAAUUAAGUCAGAC
Molecule: messenger RNA, 772 nt
Organism: Arabidopsis thaliana (thale cress)
Lineage: Eukaryota; Viridiplantae; Streptophyta; Magnoliopsida; Brassicales; Brassicaceae
Product: RING/U-box superfamily protein
Exons: 1
Coding region: 94-537 (147 amino acids)
Molecular function (GO): zinc ion binding
Source: RefSeq, marked reviewed